Molecule: messenger RNA, 855 nt
Organism: Pichia kudriavzevii
Lineage: Eukaryota; Fungi; Ascomycota; Pichiomycetes; Pichiales; Pichiaceae
Exons: 1
Coding region: 1-855 (284 amino acids)
Source: RefSeq, a predicted model, not a curated record
AUGAGUUUAAGAAAGAUGGCAACCACGGUCCGUAUUGGGUUUGUUCCGGAACACUAUGCAGUUCCACUUGUUUUCGCAAAGAAGCUAGGAUACUACGAGGAGAGUGGACUUGACAAGUACGAGUUUGUCCCCUAUCCGAGUGGUAGUGGCCACCUCAUCCAGUCGUUGAAGAAGAGGGAGAUUGAUAUUGCCGUUGGUCUCACUGAGGCCUUUGUACGUGGCAUCAGUACGGGCGACGAGGGGGAAUAUUCCAUCGUUGGCCAAUACGUGACAUCGCCACUAAGAUGGGCCAUUUCCACGGGGAUUGGGCGCAAGGAUCUAACCAUUGCAGACAUUAAGAAGGUGGGUAUCUCUCGUCUUGGUUCUGGUUCCCAUGUCAUGUCGUUUGUGUUGGCUAUGGAGCACGGUUUGGCGCCAUUUGAGUACCAAGUUCAAGACAACUUUGCCAACUUGCGAGCAGGAGUCAACAAUGGAACCACCGAUGCCUUUAUGUGGGAAUACUUCACCUCGAAGAAGUACUACGACAGCGGCGAUAUCCGUCACUUGGGUGACAUUUACACUCCGUGGCCCUCGUGGGUGAUUACCGCUGGAGCACACGUUGAGGCGUCUGUCGUGGACGCUUUCAACAGGGGCACGCAGCGUGGCAUAGACUACUUCAACGCCAACAAGGACAAGGGAAUCGACCACAUCCUCGAGAGUGACUCACUUGAUUAUAACAACAAAGAAGACGUUGAAAACUGGGCAAAGGCAGUUGUGUUCUGCGACAACGUGGCCGAAUCUGUCCACCAACAGCCCUGGAGAGAUGUGGUUGCAAAGACCAAGGACGUUCUCAGGGAAGCCGGGGUUAUUCAAUGA